GCUGGCGCAAGAAUUCCUCACGAACGCAAAAACCCUCGACGCGACCCCACCGGGACAACCCCCAAGGCCACGGACGUCGUGCAGCUCCGAUUGGCAAAGAGAUGCCGAAAAAGCGAGUCCUCUAGCUGUUUACCCUUGUUGUUGUUGAUUGAGGUUUCGUGGAUGCCAAGAACACCAAUCUGCCUUUUAGUGGCUCAAUUUCCUCGACCAAAUGCACGAAGGCACCAUGACUCUGGCACAACGCCUGAAGUAAGUCGCACUUUUCUCUCCUUCUGUCGGUAUCUUUCGGAUUUCUCGCCAAACAUGCCUUCUAGAGACGCGCCAUACCUUCUCUGGCCAGUGGCAGCUCUCCUCGUUGACAGAAACAACGCUAACACACCUCCUGCCCUCUUCAAACGAUGCCUCUCCGCAUUCUCCGUGCUCGCCGCACAGUACGCCGGUGUCGAGGCUGCUCCACUGAGAGGCGAAGUGGCCGCCGCAUUCGAGGCCGUCUACAGAUCGGCUAGCGCGCCGACGCGAACAAUUCUCGCCGCCCACCUGCCCGAGAUAAUUCGUGGCCACGGAGGGGGUGGAAAAUCAUGA
Messenger RNA from Mesocestoides corti, 582 nucleotides. The record is from the annotation of a GenBank genome assembly. Lineage: Eukaryota; Metazoa; Platyhelminthes; Cestoda; Cyclophyllidea; Mesocestoididae.